Pleurotus ostreatus (oyster mushroom) is the source of this 2223-nucleotide messenger RNA. RefSeq lists its product as uncharacterized. Gene Ontology annotation, cellular component: nucleus. Lineage: Eukaryota; Fungi; Basidiomycota; Agaricomycetes; Agaricales; Pleurotaceae. The record is from RefSeq and is a predicted model, not a curated record. Gene Ontology annotation, molecular function: zinc ion binding. The coding region runs from base 1 to 2223 and encodes 740 amino acids. The transcript has 10 exons.
AUGAUUAGCGAAGGCGACUCGGAUGAAGGCAUGGGCGAAGCUCCACAAGAACCUCAAGCAGAACUUCUUCCUAUCAAACUUCUCGUUGAACGACGGACUAGAGCAGCCCUAUCCGCUCCGGCGGACGCGGGAUAUUCAGUUACGCCUGAUGAUCUCGCCAAAUUGAUACCGGCUCACCCUUACAAGGCUAAAAUCACUGUGGGUUACUUCCAGGUAUCUUACAAGCGAGUGAUUGACAAUAUUCCUUCCAUGAUCGACUUGAAGUCUGUUAAAGCGAUAGCCAAUAGGUUGCGGCCUUUUCUCAUUGCAAGCUUCCAGCUCGCACCCCAAUCUACUAGCCGCCGGUGUGCCGAGUACCUUGAGGAGGACAAGGCUAUUGUCAGCCGUAAAACUGAGUUGCAGGCGGCCGAGGCGGGGCUGGAGGAGGUUGAGAAGGAGCUGUUCAAAUUCAAAUGGAAUUCGGCGUCGCAGGCUGUCGCAAGUCGCGACCUGCGACAAGCCAACGACAUGUUCACCGAACCACCGGCCAACGACGAGAACUCUGGAAUUGAUGCAGGCUCAUCUAUCCGGGCCAUGAAGCGCAAACUCGAUGAUGCUUUCUCUUCGCUAGAUGAUGCAGUCAAACCACAAGACGACUCAGAACGUCCACCACCUGCAAAACGGACACUCGUUACACGCUCCUUGUACUCCACUUUGGCGAAAUACGGCAUCAAGAGCAAGUCAAAGGAGCCACCACCAGCGUUGGAUGCUACGGAAAAGCUGAGCACUCUUUCGAAACCGACCCCACAUCUCACCGCGAUCCUGAGUCGCGCUGCAUCUCGUACGCGUAAAGCACUUCCGUCCUUCAAGUUUCCCUCUUCGGCUUCGAGUGCCUCCCCGACGUCCACAAUACACAAUAGUGUCGAAUACCGGCCCUCAUCUACCCCCUCUUUCCUUUCACGACUCGCCACGUUCAAACUCACGACCUAUGCCAACAAGCCUGCGCCCAUCGACGCCGUUGCAGCGGCCAAGUGCGGCUGGAUCAACGACGGGAAGGACAGGCUGGUUUGUGGGUUAUGUGGUGUCUCGUGGGUAGUAGCUGGGAGGGAGGGGAUGUCUCGUGAUGCCGCCAAUGCGUUGGUUGAGAAGCAGCGUAAUCAACUGGUGCAGUCUCAUAAGGACGGCUGCCCAUGGAAAACUAGGCAAUGCGAUGAUUCAAUAUAUCGGAUCCAGCUCAAGCCUCCGGCUACGACAGUGCACGAGCUGAAAUCGAGUGCUUUGGGCUUGGAGACUGUUCUCCAAGGUGUGGAAAUAAAACAUCCGUUGACAUCUGCACAGCUGAGCACAUUGAAAUCCACCGUCUCGUCUUUCACACUCCCGCCCAGCAUCUCGGACCUCACCAUUGGAUCCGAAACACCGAAUGCCCCUCCUCCGUCAGAGCCGUCCGAAACUGCGAUUCUAACAGCGCUGUUCGGAUGGUCCAUCGUCCCCCCGCCAACCGCAGAGCGUCCGAAAUACAGCUCGAUAUCUCGCGCCGCAUCGCUGUUCCCUUCGCGCUCCUCUACGCCGUCGAUCUCACGCGCCGCGUCACGAGCAGCCACGCCGAAUCCCCCUACGUCCAUCUCUCGAGCCGGGACGCCCUCGAGACUAAGCUCAAUUUCGACCGCUGGAAUUGCACCGGCCCGCCCGCGUUCAGCAGUUGCUGGCAAUGAGAAGAUGCUGCAUUGCGUGCUGUGUCAAAGGCGUGUGGGGCUGUGGGCGUUUGCGCCUGCGGUUCCUGCGGCCUCCAGCGAUUCGCCCCAGGUUCCACCUUUACCAUCAUCGAUCCGGACUGCAAGGAGGCAGUUUGAUCUGCUCAAAGAACACCGAUCAUAUUGCCCCUUUGUUGUGAAAUCAACGAUCGUGCCCGCGCUACCCGUUCCUCCCCCAUCUGCCGGUUCAUCUCCGGCAAGCGACGCUUCGACGACAGGCCGCUUCAAUUUCUCGGUGUACUCGUUGAGCUCGCAGGCGCUCACUGCUGCUGGGGUGAACAAUGCAAUGGAAGGGUGGAGGGCGGUGCUGACGGUGAUCGUGAGGUAUGGAUUGAGUCAAAGGCAGCGUAAGUUGAGUAGGAGCGCGACUACUGAUACGGACGCGGAGGGGAAUGAUGGGAUGGAAGUUGAUGGAGUUGAAGCGAUGGUUGAAGGCGUUAAACGACGCGGGGGAAAAGACUUGUUGCGAUACGUGAAAGGUCUACUAGGGUGA